Pseudozyma hubeiensis SY62 is the source of this 5025-nucleotide messenger RNA. RefSeq lists its product as hypothetical. Gene Ontology annotation, molecular function: protein kinase activator activity; phosphorelay response regulator activity. Gene Ontology annotation, cellular component: Mcs4 RR-MAPKKK complex. The coding region runs from base 1 to 5025 and encodes 1674 amino acids. The record is from RefSeq and is a predicted model, not a curated record. NCBI's taxonomy places the organism in Eukaryota, Fungi, Basidiomycota, Ustilaginomycetes, Ustilaginales, Ustilaginaceae. Gene Ontology annotation, biological process: osmosensory signaling via phosphorelay pathway. The transcript has a single exon.
AUGUCGUCCGAAUCAAAGGGUGCUCAGCAUGCGUUCAAGACCAAUACUUCCUCCUCCGCCAAUGACUCGUCAAGUCUCAAUUUCACCUCGUCCGAUUCUAACGAUAACGCCCUCUCGGUCCAGCCCGCAGGUUCGCCUUCCAAGAGCACCUUCCAGUGGCCCUCGGAGCCUCUGAACGAGGGCCGUCCAUCGCUGCCUCAAGAUUCGCAGCAAAGUGUAGAAGAUGCCAAUCGCGAAAUUUCACAGCGCAUCACCGAAGCCGACCACGAUGCUGCCUCCCAACCUGAAGGCUCUCGCUCUCAUCCUGGGCUCGCCCAUCCCAGACGGUCUACCAAGCUGACGGCGACUCUCGACGACCUCGAGGAAGAACGCAAGCUGCAGCUCUCUCCUACAGCUACUCCUUCCGUCGGAGCGCCGACCUCGUCGCUACCCAUGCUCAGCCCGCGACCACAGAGCAUGCAUCGCACCUCGUCCACUGGCACCAACACGUCGGCAGCUUCCGACAGGCACAACGCCACCUCGUCAGCUCCUCAAUAUCCGAGCUUUCUUCCAGACAUGUUCCGCAAUGCAGCCAGCAUGCCGCUCAAUCUGCUCCGAUCUCUCCUCCCGGACAAGGCCUUCCCCACCUCCACGGACGAGGGGCUUAGCGCCAGCACGUUGCAAGUGCCUGUCACCAGCUUCAACGCUCUCUUUGAAGCUUGCAAAGCGCUCGAGUGGCUCGCCAACCAGGCUUCCCAGCUCGAUGCACCCGAAAAGGAAAAGGGCCCUGGCUCUCAUCGCAACUCGUCCAUCGCGCAGCAGUACACCGAGGACAGCGUCGACUUUGCCUACUUCGAUUACCUCCAACUCCUUCAGAAGGUCGCAGACGUCGUUAGUGGUCUCGCCGCAUCCAGAGGCAUCGAUCUCGUUCUUGAUCUCGAUCCGCAGCUACAGGGUCAGCCAGCCGACAAUCAGCGCCACUACAAGCUAGGCUCCUGCAAGGUCUGGGCCGAUCGUCACGCCCUCACCUUCCUCCUCAUGAGUUGCCUCUCUCGCUUGCUUCACAAUGCUCCCGUUCAGUCCACCGUCGUCAUCUCAUCCACUCUCACACCCAAGGAGGAGAACAUCGUACGACCCGACACCAGUUCAGAGAUGAAGCUCAUGAUCCUCACUCUCGGUCUGCGUCUUAUACUACCACCCACACAGGCUGCUACUACCGAGCUCAUGUCGUCCAUCUCGAGUACACCGGCCUCAUUUCUCCUCGAUGCGUUUGGCGCUCGUCUGACCACAGAACACUCUACCACUCCGCUUCCUGGCAGUCCUGUCAGAGCAGUCAUCGAUCAUUCCAUCAGCGUCCCCGUCGGGCAGCUUCCCGACGUUCCCGACCCUCCUAACACACAAAAGCAGCCCGAGAAAUCCCAGCAUUCUGUGGAACCUGAGCAGGAAGAGCUCGCCGACUUUGCCAAAAGUUUACAGCGCAACAAGGUGGCCCUCUAUUCCACGUCCCAGAGUAUCUUUGCACGUCGCUUGUCUACCUUCCUUUCCGGUUUCGGCUGCGAUGUCGCUCCCGUCUUUACCGACAAUGCCGACGAGGUUUCCUUCCACGGCAGCGACCACGUAUUCGGCAAGUCGACACACACCGCUGUCGCACUCACCUCCGGACGUCCUGCCCUCGUCAGCUACACCAGCGACAUUGACAAUCGUGCUCACCCUGCAUCGUCGCCAUCAGCCGACAGCACGGUUCCAGCAGGACGUGAUCGACAAAGCGACAAACCAGCGGACGCCGUCGACACGGCCGUCCUGGACCCUGUCACCGGUGUUCCGGUCACCUUCGACAAUUCGUCGCAUCAGCCCCGCGUUCCGGAGCAGAAAGAAUCCAAAUCGCAACACGAUGACAAACAGGACCCUUUGACCGCGGACACACAGAUCGACCCCGCCGGCAGACGUGUCGUCCCCUUCAGCUUUGUCAUCAUCGACGACGACAUUGUUACCCUGCAGAAGGAGCUUCUACGCAUUCGUUCAGCCGUGCCCCUGCUCAAGUCGGCCUUGGGCUCCAAAUCCACCCCCUAUCGGCCCGCAGCGGCACAGCGCAAGCCGUGUCGCCCGACCCUCGAUCACAGGACAAGAUCGACUCCACAAGUCAACCGUCUCAUGGCUUCUCAACCCAGCAAUUCUUCUUCGCCGUCUUUCGCUUCCGUGGGCUCGGCGUUGAUGAAUUCAUCGGACAACACCACUGAAUCACUCGCAUCCAUCGACGAGUCCGUGUCGCAGACCAUCAUCUUCUUCACAUCGAUGAAGUCGUAUCGCCUCGUGAGGGACACGGUGCAGCCCAUCAUCGACUCGGCCAGCUUUCGCGGUGUAUCUUCGCCACCUGAGAUCAUGGUCUUGCCCAAGCCCGCCGGACCCAAGAGGAUUCUGACCGCACUUUACGUUGCGCAUCACAAGCCAGUAGUGCGUCUGCCGUUUCUUCCGAUCGCCACCUCUCCUCUGUCGCCACUCGUUACUCAUUCGAAGAAUUGGUGGACUCCCUCCUCGUCACGCCAGGAGGACGAUCAAGGCAUCAUGACAUUACAACGACGAGACACCGCCUCUACGGAAACUGAUUUCGAUACAACGCCCUCUACUCCGUGGAGUCCAAUGGAUGCACCUAGACCGACCGAAGACAUACCAACUCCCGAAAUUCCCUUGACCGCCGAGAAUCUGCCGCUAGCCGGCGAGACUGUAGUCAGGGGUCCCAGCGCGAAAACCGUCACGAGAGACGCUGGAGUAGGAGCUGCGCCAUCCUCCGUCGCAACGACCACCAAGUCUGCUCUUGCUUCUACCGCUUCUCGACGGACCGACAUCAACGCAAACGCUAAUGCAGCUCGAACGCCAGCUUCGGCGUCCGCCGGUGCGACCUCGACACAGAGAAACAACAUUGCUGGCUCAGCUGCCGCGAGCUCAACAUCGCCUGUUUCGUCCAUCCAACAAGCUCGGUCGCAGCCCGUCAGCAGUCCCAUGCCUGCUGACGCGCUCGAAUACUUCAGCGAAACAGCCGCAAAGAUGGGCGGAAGCGCAGCUAGCGGUAUGGUCAUCCAAAGUCCCGAUGGGAGACCUGCUGGAAUCUUCUUCCAGCCCAAAGCUUCCCUAUCUACGCCCUCGCUUGCCGGGUCCAAGCCGACGCUCUCACGAGGUGUGUCUGCUUCUUCUCUGCGACGCGGACAUCAGACGCCGUCGGAGCACAGCGAGCGAUCGGACUCAGCUGCUCGGGAAAGGCGCACGGCCAACCGCAGCACUGGUUCCACGGGAGGUUCUGCUCGUGGCGGUGGCACCGAUGGACAUCUUCCACGUGCUGGCAAUCUGCACACAGUCUCUGAGCAGACGAGGUCAUCCGGCUCGACCGAACAAGGCCAAGGCGAAUUGCGAGCCGUGCCGCUGCCACUCCCCGGAUCAAACAAGUAUCCAUCGGGAAGCAUGUUCGCACCCGAGGUAGGCAUCCAGUCUGUGCUCAGCUCGUCUCGUCCACCUAUGACGACUCCUUUGGCUCCGAGUCUGUCCUCGCAGCCUCAAGACUCUAGUGCAGGCGGCUCCGGCAGUCGAGAUGUCAAGGCUGCGCAGGAUGUACCUGGCAAGAGUGACGGUGGAAAGCAGGCUAGGAACAACCCAGAUUCAGCGGUCGGGCCAGCGAAUUCGAAGAGCGGCGCCGAGUCCAAGACAAACAAGAGCGCAGGACCCGGGUCGACAAAGUCGGCCCAAGGCGCGCGUCCGCCCAGUGCAAGGCAGCCCGCAGCGUCCGGAAGCGAUUCCGCCAAUGCGUCUCCCAACGCGCGCAACUCGACCAAAGCCGCUAGCCGAGUGGCAGCACGUCAGUCGCUCAAGGCUGCUGUCACCGCAUCGCCCUCGGACCCCAAGAACAAGCCUUCAGCUGUGCCGCAAUCGGGCUUCAUGAUGGGUAUGGGAUUCGCCGCCCCUGCGCGGCGUGGACGUGGCCCCAAAAAGGCACCCGCACGUGAGGCCGUCCUACCGCCGAUCAAAGUGCUCAUCGUGGAAGACAACCCGAUCAACCAAAGGAUUCUGUCCACGUUCAUGGGCAAGAAGAAGAUCAAGUUCGACGUCGCCAACAACGGUCGCGAGGCAGUGGACAAGUGGAAGACGGGAGGCUACCAUCUGAUCCUGAUGGACAUCCAGUUGCCGGUCAUGGAUGGCAUCGAAGCGACCAAAGAGAUUCGUAAGCUGGAAAGAAGUGCGAACAUUGGAAUCCUGCCGAACACGCCUCCUGCCGGACCUGAUUCGAGAGUGGAUGCAAAGCAGUCGCAGCAACAGCAGACAACCCCUUCGUCGUCGUCGUUGAGCGGUGGCUCGAGGAGACUCACUGCCAAGGGGUUGAUGAAGCACGCUGUAGCAGGAUCCGGGGCCGAGUCACAGGCAGACGAUCCGAAACAAAAGUCGAGCUCCGCGACCGGCGGUCCCAACGCAUCCUCUUCAUCUUCCGCACUUGUCAACGGUGUCGGCGAAGCCAACACUAUCCCGGUCGCCAGGACGAGCGGCAGCGCGGGAGCCAUCAACCCUUUCCGAGCGUCCGUCAUCAUCGUGGCUCUCACAGCCUCCGUCCUCUCUUCAGAUCGAGUCGAAGCGCUCGCUGCCGGAUGCAAUGAUUUCCUCAACAAGCCGGUGUCCCUCCCCUGGCUCAACCAGAAGAUUCUGGAAUGGGGCUCGAUGAUGUACCUCAUGUACAGCGGAUUGUCGUCCGACGACGUUCACCUGGGUGUCCAUCAUGGUGGCGGCAACGCAGGUGGUGGUGGGCACAGGACGGAUAGAGCACAGCUGCAUCUAGGUUUCGGCUACGGUCCCGCAGAGAAGGCGAAGACGUUGGCGAACAAUCUGCAUCUAGGUGAUAAAUUGGAGAAGAUGAAGAAGAGGAACGAGGAACGCGAGAGGAUGGAGAGGAAUCGGGAACGGAGGGACGAGCAACAGCAGCAGAGGCAAAGGAAGGAGGAAGACGCGUCCAAGGAGACUGAAACCCGGGACAAGCAGGACAAAGCGGACGAUGCUGCGGAGGCCAACUGA